Radiomyces spectabilis is the source of this 1386-nucleotide messenger RNA. Its product is annotated as 3-hydroxyisobutyrate dehydrogenase. Bases 200 to 1138 code for a protein of 312 amino acids. The record is from RefSeq and is a predicted model, not a curated record. Gene Ontology annotation, cellular component: mitochondrion. Gene Ontology annotation, biological process: L-valine catabolic process. Lineage: Eukaryota; Fungi; Mucoromycota; Mucoromycetes; Mucorales; Radiomycetaceae. The transcript has 4 exons. Gene Ontology annotation, molecular function: NAD binding; 3-hydroxyisobutyrate dehydrogenase activity; NADP binding.
UUUCUUUAUUCUUUACUUCCAGUUUUUAUAAUGAUCUACUCUAAGGUAGCUACCCAGGCUCUUCGCUUGUCCUCGACCAUGCACCGCGCCAAUGCCGCCCGAUGCCUUUUCUCAACAUCCGCAGUCACCGUAUGUAAUGAAUUGCUGAAAUAAAGGAAGAAGGGAUAUCAGCGUAACUUGGUUUCUGUUAUGAGCAUAGAUGGAUCGCCAAACUGCCAUUGGAUUCAUUGGCCUGGGACAAAUGGGACAUGGAAUGGCUAAAAACCUGGCCGAAAAAUCCAAAAGAGAAUUGUAUAUCUAUGAUGUGAAUCCUGGUGCCGUGGAAAGGUUCUCCAAGGAGUAUCCCGGCGUUAAGCCAGCAUCGUGCCCUGAAGAAAUUGCUGAAAAGGCGUCCACUGUUAUAACCAUGCUUCCUGAAUCACAACAUGUUCAAAACGUUUACCAAUCGCUUUCAAAGACUAUUGACGAAAGUAGCGUACUGAUUGAUUCUAGCACAAUUGAAGCAAGUGUCGCGCGUGAACUAGCCGAGAAUGUGAUGAGCAAAAAGGCUAAAGCCUUCGAUGCUCCCGUUAGUGGAGGUAUCAUUGGUGCAGAAGCAGGCACACUCACGUUCAUGGUAGGCGCUCCUUCCCUGGAAGGGUUUGGAGCGGUCAAACCCAUUUUAGAGUGGAUGGGACGUAAUGUGGUUUAUUGUGGUGACAACGGCACAGGACAAGUGGCAAAAUUGUGUAAUAAUAUGUUGCUUGGUAUUUCGAUGAUUGGUGUCUCGGAAGCUAUGCUGCUUGGCACGCGUCUUGGUAUGGAUCCUCACCUCUUGGCUUCUAUCAUUAACGCUUCUUCGGGGCGAUGCUGGAGUUCAGAUACCUACAAUCCUCACCCUGGCGUGAUUCCCGGAGCUCCUGCCACCCGCAACUAUACAGGCGGUUUUAGCAACAAGUUAAUGGCAAAGGAUUUGAGACUCGCUAUGAAAGCCGCUCAGCAAGCUAGCAAUAACCCUACUUUGGGUGCCACUGCUGCUCAAAUUUACAACGAACUGGCUGUCACAAAAGAUUUCGAUAGCCUUGAUUUUUCAAGUGUUUACCAGGUAAAUUCACAUAAUCCACAAGGAAAAAAAACCAAGGCGUGUUUUGGUCACUAAAAAUGUUUUUUCCAGUGGUUGGGAUCCAUCCAGCAAGGCAACACAACUCACACUACCGAACCCAAGAAAGAAACUACUGCGUAGAGAACAUGCACGUUAUAAAGUAUCCUCAGAGAGGACAAACGAAAAAUUGGCAGUUAUUUCUUCUGUUGGAUUGUCUCUUUCUUUUUGAUAUCCAGAAAAUUAUUUUGGGUAGCGCAUUUCGUAUAACUAAACAUACACUUUCCUUUGAACGUUUGCAGCAGUCU